CCGUCUAUCAGCAGCCUGAAGGCAGGAAGAUUCCUUCUCUGCUCUCCUCCAAGGAACAUCAGCGCCGCUGGUGCCGUGAGGAAACGGAAAGCCUGCGGCUCCUUAGAGGGGUCCUGGGCUCAGUCCAGAGCAUCUCGCUGCUUUUUGUGGACUCAUCCUCGAAUCGAAAGGGAAUACAACAGAGCGGGAGUGGCUCCAGUAGGGCUCUGGGGACCACCUCUUCCCUCUCCCCCAUCCCAAGUACGGCGACAAAGCAUUGCGCUGUGCCACCAUGCGGCAGAAGGCGGUAUCGCUCGUCUUGUGCUACUUGCUACUCUACACCUGCGGCUGCGAGGAGACAGACAAAAGACGCUCAGGGGACGGUGACUCCGGGUUCUGGGGCACGCUGACCUACAUGGCCGUCGGAGGAGGGCUCAUGGCCAUGGCGCUGCCCGCGCUGGGCUUCUCGAGCACAGGCAUCGCCGCCAACUCGGUGGCUGCCUCGCUGAUGAGCUGGUCGGCCGUGGCGAACGGGGGCGGAGUGCCCGCCGGGGGGCUGGUGGCCACGCUGCAGAGCCUGGUUCUGGAAGGCAAAAGCCCAAAGAACCAGCCCAAAAGGACACAGCCCUUCUCAGAGUGGGCAGAGAGGAAGACAGACCAGGCUGCACCCCAGCAGUGAGAGGGGCUAGCGGUGGCAGUGCCCUCAUGGCCAAGAUUGGGGCCCUUCUGGGCUAUACUGUCCACAAGCAAAUCGAAAGCAGAGGGAAGGAGAGAGCGGAUGAAGAGUAGCUAGCAGCUCCCUGGAACCCCCUC
This is a messenger RNA of Balaenoptera musculus (blue whale), 792 nucleotides long. It is a transcript of the gene IFI6, whose product is annotated as interferon alpha inducible protein 6. The coding region runs from base 272 to 658 and encodes 128 amino acids. The record is from RefSeq and is a predicted model, not a curated record. Gene Ontology annotation, cellular component: mitochondrion; membrane. Gene Ontology annotation, biological process: negative regulation of mitochondrial depolarization; apoptotic signaling pathway; negative regulation of extrinsic apoptotic signaling pathway in absence of ligand. NCBI's taxonomy places the organism in Eukaryota, Metazoa, Chordata, Mammalia, Artiodactyla, Balaenopteridae. The transcript has 6 exons.